Messenger RNA from Mauremys reevesii (Reeves's turtle), 665 nucleotides. RefSeq names its product chromosome 8 C1orf146 homolog (gene C8H1orf146). The coding region runs from base 113 to 658 and encodes 181 amino acids. The transcript is spliced from 6 exons. Gene Ontology annotation, cellular component: chromosome. NCBI's taxonomy places the organism in Eukaryota, Metazoa, Chordata, Testudines, Geoemydidae. Gene Ontology annotation, biological process: synaptonemal complex assembly; reciprocal meiotic recombination. The record is from RefSeq and is a predicted model, not a curated record.
GCCUUGUUGUGUUCUUUAAAAUAGAAGACCUGAUGAGGGUGGCCUCUAACUGGGAAAGUUUUCUUUAAGCUUUUUGGAAAGUUUUACCAGAGAUUUCAUUGCAGAAGUAUUAAUGACUCCUGUGACAAUGGCAGAAAGUGGUGGGCAGGAAAAGGCAAGAUGGAUCACAACAGUUAUCAUGAGUUCAGCUCUCCAGAGUCAUGAAAUUUCAGAAUCUCUACAGAGUCAACACCACAGAGUUCGAUAUUCAGAUUCGGUGGAAAAUGGAUCCAUGAUUUUUUCUCUUUCUGGCAUUGCAUUUCUAUUGGCAGACACACAAGACUUAUUUAAGACAGGAGGAGAACUGUUUUUAGGAAGAACUGAGAAGUUUAUAAACAUUCAUCGGAAUAGUUUUUUGCUUUUGUCAGCUGCCUUGCAUGGACCAAAAGAAUGGGAUUUAAUGUUCAGGAUACAGAAAAGAUUCCUGGGCAGUAAUUUACGUGUAAUUCCAGUUCAUAACACUGCUGAAACAGUUAAACUCAUGCUAAGUAUAGCAAAGAUCACCUGCAAACCACACAUAGACAACAUUCGUUACAGAAUGCUAAUGGCAAAAGCCCAGAUCAUAGACCAGAGUCCAGUUUGGAAAAUGCUUCACAAGAUCCAGUUGGAUUGUAACUAACUUAGUA